AUAUCGUAUUUCGCUAAUGUAGAGCAGAGGUGUUGUUACUUUCAAAAUCUUUGUCAAAAUUAACCUUUGCCUCCUCUCUACGAGUCUCUCAUUCCCGUUCUCCAACUUUAUAUAUCAUAACCCAAACCCCCUCCUCAAUCGCCAAAUCCUAAAUUCCAGUUUAUCUACAUUAUUCGACACAUUUUCCUUUCUUUUUCUUUUUUUAUAAUUAAAUUAUAAAAGUUAUUGAUAAUAUAUUUUGAAACAUGAAGGUUCGCAGUUCUUUGUCGGAGAGGCCCGGGUUCCUCGCCGUCGUUUUGCUUAUCCUCAUCGGCGUCGGGCUCUUCAUCUCGAGUUUCAGCCGCGUUGGGACCUCCAUGCUUUGCUCGCUGGCGGGACCCACAUUUCUCCUCGCCGUAGACGAGAACUACUCGCCUACGGGGAUCCAGCUCCAAGCCAUUCUCCACUACGCCACGUCGCGCCAGACCCCGCAGCAAUCGCGCGGCGAGAUCGGCGUCUCCUUCGAGGUCCUCAAGGCUCGCGCGCCGUGCAACUUCCUCGUGUUCGGUCUCGGCUUCGACUCGCAAAUGUGGGCGUCGUUCAAUCCACGUGGCACGACGCUGUUCCUCGAGGAGGACCCCAAGUGGGUCCAGACCGUCCUCAAGGACGCGCCGCAUCUCCGGGCGCAGACGGUGCGCUACCGCACGCACCUCAAGGAAGCGGACGAUCUCCUCUCCUCGUACAGAUCCGAACCGUCGUGUUCUCCGUCCGAGGCGGUCCUGCGUGGCAACGCGCAGUGCAGGCUGGCGCUGAACAACCUGCCGGACGAGGUGUACGAGAGGGAGUGGGACCUGAUCAUGAUCGACGCGCCGCGCGGGUAUUUCCCCGAGGCGCCGGGGCGGAUGGCUGCUAUAUUCUCGGCAGCUGUGAUGGCGAGGAGAAGGCAGGGAUCUGGUGUGACGCACGUGUUCUUGCACGAUGUGAAUCGGAGGGUGGAGAAGGUGUAUGCGGAGGAGUUCCUGUGCAGGAAGUACUUGGUUAAGGCCGUGGGGAGGCUCUGGCACUUUGAGAUUCCCUCCGCCGCGAACGCGACGGAAGUUGACGGCGCACGCUUUUGCUAACACGCGGCGCAGGCAAAACGGUUUACAGUAUUGGGCGCUCAAUUUUUUUUCUUUUAUUUUAAUUUUAUUUUACCUUUUUUUUAUUAUAAAAAUUAUAAAGCGGUUUACAGUAUGAUAAUGGACAGUUCAUUCGUAACCGUACUACUGUGAGGGAUUAUGUAAAACCGAUGAAAUGAUUCGUAGUGGGCCUCCAAGGCUAUCUCCAAUCAUGUGAGGGCUAAACUCAAAUUACCAUGUGCUACGUAUAAAAGAGUUUAUUUUUAUUUUAGAGAUAUAAAAGAGUUGAUAAAUGUACAAAAUUUAAUCCCA
This is a messenger RNA of Prunus persica (peach), 1409 nucleotides long. RefSeq names its product probable methyltransferase At1g27930. Gene Ontology annotation, biological process: xylan biosynthetic process. NCBI's taxonomy places the organism in Eukaryota, Viridiplantae, Streptophyta, Magnoliopsida, Rosales, Rosaceae. The transcript has a single exon. The record is from RefSeq and is a predicted model, not a curated record. Bases 246 to 1100 code for a protein of 284 amino acids.